Molecule: messenger RNA, 5373 nt
Organism: Loa loa (African eye worm)
Lineage: Eukaryota; Metazoa; Nematoda; Chromadorea; Rhabditida; Onchocercidae
Product: S1 RNA binding domain-containing protein
Exons: 38
Coding region: 1-5373 (1790 amino acids)
Biological process (GO): rRNA processing
Cellular component (GO): small-subunit processome; nucleus; nucleolus
Molecular function (GO): protein binding; RNA binding
Source: RefSeq, a predicted model, not a curated record
AUGGAAAUCGAUUUCCCACGUGAAGACUUGUCUGUAAGUAGAAAACGUCGUGGAAUAUAUUCUGGUGAUAAUGAAACAACGAACGUAAAGCAACAAUCAAUUAAAAAUGAGCCAAAGUCUGAAUAUGAUGGUGUAUGGAAUCAGCGUAUAACUCCGAACUUUCUCACUGAGGGAAUGCUCGGAUUGGGUGUUGUUAUGAAAAUUAAAGAAGCAGAAAUACUGCUGGAAUGUUUGGAUGGUGUAGUCGUUAAAGUACCUGUUCAAAAUUUUGGCAACUUAAUGCUGGGAACACUUAGAAGUUCAUCUCUUACAUUGGAAGAUGUCUUCAAAAAAGUCCGAUCUGAACAAUUUGUCGCAGUAGACUCAAAAGAAAAAAAAAAAGCUUCAUAUCCUGUUGUCAGUUGUGAUCCAUUGAUUGUAAAUGUUCAUCUCAAUCCUGGUGCUCUAAUCAAUGGUCUUGUGCUUAAUGGUGUUGUGGAAAGUGUGGAAGAUAAAGGUGUUAUUAUUAAUCUUGGAUUGCAGUCAGUUGAAUUAAAAGGAUUUCUAGCAGAAAAACAUUUACCGCCUACUUUUCAAAAGGAAAGCUUAAUAGAAGGACAACCGCUUUUAUUGCGAAUACAGAAUGAAAAUUCAUCAAAUAAAAAGUCACGAGUCGUCAGUCUGUCGGCGGUUCCUGAAAUGGAAUGUUUGGAUGAUAUCGCCGUUAAGAACCUUAAACUUAACGAUUUAAUGCCAGGAACUUUACUUCUAGUAAAUCCUUUGCAACCAACUGCUAGUGGUGUUUAUGUCAACAUUGGGAAUGACAUAAAAGGAUAUGUAAACAGGCAACACUUGCCACCGCGAUAUCGCAACGACUCAUUCAAGUGUUUGAAGUCCUUUAAAACAAUUGUGAUGUUUUGUCAACAAAAUAGCAAUUUAUUAGCAUUAAAUGGACAUCCAGAUAUUAUUGCUGCUAGUAAGUUCGCAAAACGAACUAAUUUUGAGAAUGUCCAUACUGGUGAUAUUAUUGAGUGUAAGGUAAGCAAUGUGAAUAAGAAUGGUGAUGUCAAUUUCGAUUUGGUACUACAUGGAGAUGAAAGAAAUUCGCUGGUUGCAGCAUUUGCGAGGAAAACUGAACUGGAAGAUCAUGUUGAAUACAAGAAGGGAACAAUACAUCAAACACGUGUGCUAUCAUUUAAAAUGGUUGAGAGAAUAUUAAUAGUUGCGACACGGAAAGAUAUUCUAGCACAAAAAAUGGUCUGCGUAAAGGAUGCUGUUCCUGGUAUGAAAGUCAUCGCAAAGGUGGAAUCUGUGCUACCUAAGGGAUUGUUCGUAAAAAUAUAUAAUUCGAUCCCUGGAUUUAUACCUAAAAUCCAUCUUUCCGACAAAUUGAUCACACGAAUCGACAAACAUUUCGCCGUUGGUGACGAGCUAACCUGUCGCAUCUUGACUGUGAAUGAAGCGAAAGAACGACUUAUUCUGACAAAUAAGCAGUCUCUUACAACAAAUAAAGACACAGUCAUCAAGAGUUAUGCUGAGGUUACAACUAAUGCGAUAACCACUGGUUACAUUGUUUCUCAGCACCCAAGUGGUGGACUCAUUAUAGGUUUUUAUGGUGGAACUCGCGGAUUUAUGUUUCCGAAAGAGACAGAGCGAUUGGGAACCAAUAUAAAAGUUGGUCUCACAGUCCGAGUUCGAGUGGUUAGUGUUGAUCCACAACGUGGACGUAUGUUAGUUGCAGUAGCGAAUGCGGCCAACGAUGGAACUGAAAUAGCAAAGGCUCAGCCAUUUCUAAUCGAUGGAGGAAAUUCUGUCUCUUUUUCGGCAGUUGUUAUGAAUAUUUUGUCGAAUGAUAAUAAGUCAAAACCAAAUGAGAUUUUGAACGUUACCGUUCGGCUAGGGAAGAAAUUGGGUGGAAAAGUGAAAGCAUUUAUUCCGAAAGAACUGUUGAGUGAUUGUCUUGAUUUACCGUUUGCGUCACUAAGCGAAAGCAUUGCACUUGGAAGUGUGCUACCAAAAGUUACGGUACUGGGUGAUGUUGCCGGAAAUCUUAAGGUGACGAGUAAACGUUUCAUGAUCGAUUGGUUAGAAAAACAUCCACGCAUCACUGGCCUUCAAAACCUUACGAAAGGAGAACUUGUUUGUGGUAAUAUCAUCCGGAAGCACAAGGAAAUGGGAUAUUUUGUUGAAUUGGCGGGUGGCUCAGCUCUUACAGCCCCAGCACGCUUUAUACGUCCAAUGGCACUGCCAGUAUCAAUGCAAGAGCUUCAAAUAGGGCAGACUGUUGUGGCACGAGUAUCAUCAGUCGACUUGGAAAGGAAGCGAUUUGCUUUAAUUUUGGAUGCACAUCUCUGCAUACCUCCUGGUGCUGAACUUGAUUAUUUUGCACCAUCUAUAGUACAUUAUUCUUUGGAGGAAUUGAACUGGUUUAUAGCAAAUAAUCCAAACUAUUCGCAAGUACCGGAAAUCGGCGAAUGUAUCGAUAUAAAGGUCGUAGAGAUUUCAGAAUGCAGUGUUGUUGUGCAGUAUGCUAGCAAUCCUGAUUUGAAGGGAUGCGCGAUAAAUAACACUAAUAUUCUGCAGAAAGGAAGUUGUGCGAAGGCAUUGGUUUUGGAUGUCAAAUUGCCAACCUGUGAAUUGGUUCUAUUCCUUCUGGAUGGUGGUGUUCAGCAUUUGAAUGAGAAGAAACUACAAUCACUAUUAUGCAGUAAAAAGGAAUUCGAUGCGAAAAUAUGGUUACACAAAAGAGAAUAUGCAGUUGCGACAGUAGAAACUGAAAAGUCGGCUUUUGUAGUUUCCAUCCCAAUGAGAUUACAUCCGAAUGUGAAUAUUACUUCUGUAGAUUUAGAUGAAAAUAGCAAUCAAUGCAUAAUCACACCCAAACUGAUAUCUGGAAAUGUCAUGAUUGGAACUGCAAUGGAAAUAUUGAAGAAAUACGGACUAAUUCAUAGAAAAUUUAAAACACCCAUCAAGUCAGCAGUGAAGAAGAAAUUGAAGCAGUUCAAAAUUUACACUGCAAAAGUUAUGGGAAUGUGGUCCAAAGGUGAUUUGUACAACGCUAUUGAGUUAGAGUUGCCCGAUGGCAGUAUUGGACGUUUACAUGCAUCGGAAUUUGAUGAAAGCUUUUUGGAUCAAACUUCACAGCCAAUUCAAAGCUUUUUGAAAAAAAGGAAAGGUAAAACAGUCAACGUUAAAAUUAUGUGUUUCACGAAGCUAAAGCAAAAAAUGGAGAAGUUAGAUCUUUCUAAACCAAGAGGAAAGGGAACACAAAAAGGCGAAAAAAUGGUUGUUGUGACACGUUUGGCAGAAUGUACGAUGAAAACAUGGAAAUUAAGUGAAACAAAGAGAAAGCAGUCUCUUCUAGGAUACCCACAAAGUUAUGUGCACGGAUCAUUUAUUCCUGUUUUUGUAUGUAAUGGACCUCAUGUUGGAGUGGUCAGAGUGGAAGUUAGUCCACUAUGGAAUGGUGUCAUCAGGAAGCAAAAUCUGUACGAUGAAAAUCUGUUGGCCAACCCGACCAAUAAUGAUGCAUCAGCAUUAGUUGACAUCGAUUUUGAACCUGGCGAAAAGUUAAUUGCACAAGUUAUCGGAGUGAAUGUUUACAAGAAUAGACGUGGCAAGUUGAGACAUCGAAAAUGUUUGGAAAUGACCUUAAAAAAAAACACGAAAGAGAAUCGCAGUUUGCAGACAUUCGAACAUGGUGAUCGUGUGACGGGAAGAGUUGUUGGUAUUACACAGUCACCAAGUAGUGUUAUACUGGAACUUACCAAUAAUCAACGGGCUGUUCUUACAUUGACUGGUAUUACUGAUAAUUAUCUGAAUGCACAUGAAGCUGUAAAGAGUUACGAGUUAAAUCAGAUUUAUAAUGUGCACCUUUUGCGUUUUGAUAAUGAUAAGGGUAGAUGGCUUGCUGUCACGGAGUCACGCUUUUCGAAAAAAUCGAAAAAUAUGCUGUAUCGAAGUGGAACUGAUAUUGAGAUCAGUUCGAAGCUCCAAGCGUUCGUAACUUCAGCAUCUGAUGAUGCUCAUAUCUUUGUCGAAAUCAGUCCUGGUAUUACUGGUUGCGUCUCAAGAUGCAAGAAAUUAUCGUUAAAACCCGAUGAUUUGAUUACAGUUCGCGUUAGUCAUACCUUUGCGGAUGGUGGCUUGAAAGUAGAAUUUGUCGAUUUAAUUGCAGAAGGCCCCCCGGAUGAAAAACCACGGAAGAGGCUCAUAAGUGUUGGAUCUGGAUCUGAUAUCGCAGUCGAUUUACCACGGAAGAAAUCGAAAGCAGCUGGUUAUGUGGCAUCUCAUUUGAAAGAGAAUGAACCGCCACAAGUUACUGUUGUUGAAGCAAAAUUGCCUGAACCAGGUUUGGACUGGUCUCUAAAAGGAUUUACACCAGCAGAAUUUGCAAAAGUAGGGCAACUUGGUCAAAAAGUGGAUGUUCCAGUUAGUACUUCAAUAGCAAAAGAUGAAUCUAGUGCUGAUAAUAUUGAAGAGCAAAACAGACCAAAAACUAAAGAGGAGCUUCAAAUAGAAGAGGAAAAGAAAUUAAUAAAUCGUGAAAGAAAGAUUCUCGAAGCGAAUUGGAUCCCAGAUAACACGAAUGAUUUUGAUCGUUUAGUUGCUGGUACACCCAAUUCUUCAAUUUUGUGGAUCCGGUAUAUUACAUUCUUUCUGGAACAAAAUGACGUGGAGAAAGCAAGGGCAGUUGCGGAUCGAGCACUUUCAGUUAUCAAUUUCCGUGAAGAGGACGAAAUUUUCAAUGUUUGGACAGCAUAUCUCAAUUUAGAAGGAAAUUUCGGUACCAGCGAAUCGUUGAAGGCAGUUUUCGAUAACGCUAUUAAAAAUACCGAUGCUUUGAAAAUGUAUAAGCAAAUGGUGAAAAUAUACCAAAAUCUAGGAAAAAUCCAGGAACUGGAUGAUUUAUUGGAUGAAAUGUUGAAACGGUUUCGUCACGAUGACUUGGAUGUUUGGUUCAUUUAUGGACAACACUUGCUGGAAACCAAACGUCCAGAUAAAGCAAGGGAUUUGAUGAAGAAAGCGAUCAAUUGUUUAUCUCGGAAACACCACGUGACAAUUUUGAGCCGUUUUGCACAACUUGAAUUCAAAUUCGGUGAUAUGGAACAAAGUAAAACAAUUUUUGAAAAUAUUUUAAAUUCAUAUCCGAAGAAAACAGAUGUUUGGACAGUCUACAUUGAUCUGCUGAUCAAAGUUGGAAAAUUUGAGGAUGCAAGACAGCUACUUGAACGAGUCACCGCACUAAAAUUAUCCACCCAUAAAAUUCGAUUAUUUUUCAAGAAAUGGGUUGGUCUGGAGCAAAUGCAUGGUGAUGAGGAACAGCAGAAUAAUGUUAAAGAACGAGCACUGCACUAUCUACAAGAUGUUACGGGACUUAUCAAGGAAACAUAA